UCAAGCACUUCUAUAUAUUUCGCAUCAAGACCCACCCAUUUUUCCGGCCACACCCUUUUUGCCAGUUUAGGAUUUGAUUGAUUUUAUUUUCAAAACAUGGGUCGUGAGCUGAUCAUGGCUCUGUUUCUCUCUCUAUCUCUACUCGCUGUUCCAUUUGCAGCAGAGGCAGCAGGAAUCCGGCAUUACAAGUGGGAAGUGAAGUACGAGUACAAGUCUCAGGACUGUUACAAGAAACUGGCCAUCACCAUUAACGGACGGACACCUGGGCCGACGAUUGAGGCCCGGGUGAACGAUACGGUUGUAGUGGAGCUCAAGAACAGCUUGUUGACUGAGAAUGUUGCCAUUCAUUGGCACGGGAUUCGUCAGAAAGGAACACCUUGGUUUGAUGGAACAGCGGGGGUGACUCAAUGUCCAAUUGUGCCUGGAGAUACCUUUGUUUACAAAUUUGUGGUGGAUAGACCUGGAACAUAUCUUUACCACGGACAUUACGGCCUGCAAAGAGAAGCCGGUUUGAACGGAAUGAUCCGGGUAUCGCUUCCACCGGGUGAAUCAGAGCCCUAUACUUAUGAUCAUGAUAGAAGCAUCCUCCUGACCGAUUGGUACCACCAAAGCACUUAUGAACAAGCCACCGGACUCUCUUCCUUACCCUUUGUUUGGGUUGGCGAACCUCAGUCACUUUUGAUACAUGGAAAAGGGAAGUUCGACUGUUCUACUCCUGGAUUAAAAGCCGGCCUUUGUAAUGCGACAAAUCCUGAAUGCUCACCCUAUGUUAUUACUGUGGUUCCGGGGAAGACAUAUAGGCUGAGGAUCAGUAGCUUGACAUCUCUAGCUGCCCUUAGUUUUGAAAUUGAGGGUCAUACUAUGACUGUUGUUGAAGCAGAUGGACACAAUGUUGAGCCUUUUGUAGUAAAAAAUUUGUUUAUCUACUCUGGUGAAACAUAUUCUGUCCUGAUAAAAGCGGAUCAAGCCCCUACAAGAAACUACUGGGCAGUUUCAAAAGUAGUGAGCCGAAACAGCACAACUCCCAAUGGGUUAGCCAUUUUCAAUUACUACCCGAACCAUCCCAGGAGAUCCCCUCCCACGGUUCCACCCGUCGGUCCAGCUUGGAAUGACGUGGCACCAAGGUUAGCCCAGGGUGAGGCGAUGAAGGCCCGACAGGGUUACAUCCUCCCUCCUCCUCAGACAUCGGACCGCGUCAUAGUCAUGCUCAAUACUCAAAACACGAUCAACGGUUACACCCGGUGGUCUGUGAAUAAUAUCUCCUACAACCUUCCCGAUACCCCUUACCUAAUCGCCGUGAAGGACAGAUUGAACCAUGUUUUCGACCAAACCCCACCUCCGGAUGGCUAUGAUUCGCAGAACUAUGAUAUUUUCGGUAAACCAAACAAUACCAAUGCCACUGCUAGCAGCUCAAUCUACAAGUUGCAGUUCAACUCAACAGUGGAUAUCAUUCUCCAAAAUGCCAAUACAAUGAAUGCUGACAACAGUGAGACCCACCCUUGGCAUCUCCACGGGCAUGAUUUCUGGGUCAUGGGCUACGGGCAGGGCAAGUUUGACAUCAAUAGUGAUCCAAAGAAGUACAAUCUUGUUGACCCGAUUAUGAAGAACACCGUGUCUGUUCAGCCUUACGGGUGGACUGCUCUCAGGUUUGUGGCCGAUAAUCCGGGAGUUUGGGCUUUUCAUUGCCACAUUGAGGCUCACUUUUACUUGGGCAUGGGGGUGGUGUUUGAAGAAGGGGUGGAGAUGUUGGGGAGGUAUCCAACAUCUAUUACGGGCUGUGGUGAUACCAAAGGCUACCGUAGGCCAUAAACCCUUCAAUAGGAAACCAUUCUAAAAUACUUCAAAUUGACAAUUAUUCUGUAAGUAGUGAAAAUUCUUUUCGGGUAUUCAGAGGCUUACCCCACUACGAGUUUGGUACAUAAGAGUCAUAAGGCCUUACCUCCACAGCCAAUUAGUUUUGAGUUGGGUGCUUCGGAAAAUACAGCAUCAGAAUUGGGUGGUUUCAGGGGUCGAGCCUUCGGUCCUUCUUUUCGUGCUGCUUGUUUUUCCCUCACUAUUGUUAGUUUGUUCCGGGUCAAAAUGUCUUCAAAUUCUAACACAAAUAAGGAUAUCUGUUGGUUUAUUCUUU
Messenger RNA from Rhododendron vialii, 2128 nucleotides. Its product is annotated as L-ascorbate oxidase-like. The record is from RefSeq and is a predicted model, not a curated record. Lineage: Eukaryota; Viridiplantae; Streptophyta; Magnoliopsida; Ericales; Ericaceae. The transcript is spliced from 5 exons. The coding region runs from base 97 to 1809 and encodes 570 amino acids. Gene Ontology annotation, cellular component: extracellular region. Gene Ontology annotation, molecular function: copper ion binding; oxidoreductase activity.